CCUGUGUCUCUCCCCUCAGAAAACCCAACCAGCAAGAUACUUAUCCUGAAAUUCUCUCUGGAUCCUGUUCUCCUGGAUUUAUCAGCUUGAGAAGUGUGGUUGCGGGGAACUGCAGGCAGUUAAACAAAAAGACAAGUGGGAAGAGUAAAGUCCAGAUUCCUUCCAGCUAGUCUAAUCUCUGGCAAGAGUUUACACACAGAUAGGAACAAGAUUUUUCACCCUUCUGAUCUCACCCUUUUGGCUCUUUAGUAGGGAGAUUCAGAUCAACCCCUUCCAGCCUCUUGGAGACAGGAGGAGGGUGAGGAAGGGAGAAAACUCAGCUGGAGGAAAGAGUGUUGUUUUCAGCAAUGGGAGAGCUGCUGAGCUAUACUGGAAGAAAUGACAGAAGCAUGCUGCUCCCUCCAGUGCAAUGCUGCUAGAACUCUGCUCUCCGUGAAAUAGAACAGAGGAGGGAAAGGAAGGGAGGAGGCGGCUGAGCCCAGCAAGACAGAGAGAGAGGGAAUGUGAAGCCUGAAGAAGCUGCUGGCCACUUUGCUCAGAAAGGAUGCAGCUCUCCAGGGCACUGGGGGUCCUGGUGGUUCUCCUGGGUUUGUUACCCUGCUUUGGAUGUCUGGAGACUCUCCUGGGAUCCCAGCCCAGCCAAAACCAUUUGCAGAGUGCAGCUUCUUUUCUAUAUCCAGUGUCCAGUGUGUGUAGCCGUGAUCCUCUUGGAUAUUACAAUGGCUCGCUGGCUGUUACGGAGACUGGGUCAGAAUGCCUGAAAUGGGCAGAGUUCCCCGAUUACAUCCAGCAGUAUCCAGACCGGGGCUUAGGGGACCACAACUACUGUAGGAAUCCAGAUGGGGGGACUACACCCUGGUGCUUCUACCGGCUUCCCUCUGGAGGAAUUGACUGGGCCAGCUGUGACUGUAAUCAUGGUGCUGUGCGGCUGGCAGAAGGUGGAAGGGUGGAGUUCUACUUUAGUGGGCUGUGGGGCAGCAUCUGCGCUGAUCAUUGGACAGACUGGGAUGCCAGUGUGGUCUGCCGGCAGCUGGGACUCAGUGAGAUUGGGACCGCUGGGAAGAAGAGCCACCCUGGCUUGUGGCCACUUCCCCUCCAUCUGCAGUCAGCAAACUGCCGUGGCAAUGAGCAGGCCCUGCUGCAGUGUGGCUACCAGAAGGCUGUGUCAGGAGCCUGUCACCAGGGCAGUGCAGUGGCAGUUUGUGUCCCUCCAGAAGGUGUAGGGACCCCGCUGCGUCUGGUUGGGGGGAAGGCAAGCUUUGAGGGACGAGUGGAGGUCUACCAUGAUGGUGAGUGGGGCACCAUCUGUGACGACCAAUGGGACAACAGGGAUGCUGAAGUGAUUUGCAGGCAGUUAGGACUCAGUGGGACUCCAAAAGCCUUGUCAUGGGCUCACUAUGGGCAGGGGUCUGGUCCGAUCCUGCUGGAUGAAGUGGAGUGCUCAGGGAAUGAGUUCUCACUGGACCAGUGCAAGAAGAAUGACUGGGGACAGCAAAAUUGUGACCACAUUGAGGAUGCGGGGGUGUCCUGUGAUCCCUUCACAGAAGGCACUGUCAGACUGACAGGAGGCAACACCCCCAGUGAAGGAAGGGUGGAGGUUUAUUACAAUGGAGACUGGGGCACCGUGUGUGAUGAUGGCUGGACAGACUUCAAUGCCCAGGUGGUUUGCAGGCAGCUUGGCUUCAGUGGCCCUGCUUGCCUGGCUGGUGAGGGGGAGUAUGCAGCUGGCCUAGGCUUUAUUCUCUUGGAUGAUGUGGGCUGCAAAGGCACAGAGCUGUCCCUCCUGGAUUGUCCUCACAGCAACUGGGGGCAACAUGACUGCUCACAUGCUGAAGAUGUAGGCAUCCGCUGCUCUCCUGAGAACAAGAUCUUUGAUGGGACCUUGGGGCCCCCUGUGCGGCUGGUGGACGGAGAGAGCACAAAGGAAGGGCGGGUAGAGGUGUUCCUGAAUGGGCAGUGGGGCAGUGUCUGCGAUGAUGGCUGGACAGACAGGGAUGCCACAGUGGUUUGUAGGCAGCUGGGAUACAGUGGCACAGCAAAAGCCAGGACAAUGGCAUAUUUUGGGGAAGGGCACGGACCCAUCCACUUGGACAAUGUGGAGUGCAGUGGCUCAGAGCGUGCUUUGGGGGAAUGUACCAAGUCUGACAGUGGGAUUCACAACUGCUGGCACAGUGAGGAUGCCGGUGUGAUCUGCAGCUACAGGGAAGAGAAGGCCCAGGACAUCAGUAAUGAAGAUUCAGUGUCCAGCAUGUGUGGGAUGCGCUUGCUUCACCGUCGCAAAAAAAGGAUCAUAGGUGGAAACAAGUCCCUCAGGGGAGGUUGGCCAUGGCAAGCAUCGCUGAGGCUGAAGGGGUUUCACAGAGAUGCACGUCUGCUGUGUGGAGCGACACUAAUCAGCAGCUGCUGGGUGGUGACUGCAGCACACUGCUUCAAAAGGUUUGGCAUUGAUGUGCGCCGUUACUUGCUGCGAGUGGGUGAUUACCACACUGGUGUGAAGGAUGAGUUUGAGAGAGAGCUGCCUGUGGAGAGGAUCGUCCUUCACAGGACCUACCAGUCCAGCAGCAAUGACAAUGACAUUGCCCUGGUCAGGAUGCGGGGCAGGGAUGGCCACUGCGUAUCCUUCAAUCACCACGUUGUGCCUGUUUGCCUCCCUGACAGGAAGGAGAAGUCUGCCAUUAACCGCCAGGUCUGCAUCAUUUCAGGAUGGGGAGACACAGGGAAGUCCUACUCCAGAACAUUACUGCAGGGUGUGGUACCCCUUCUCCCAAGAGAAGAUUGCGAGACCCGCUAUGGAAGCAAAUUCACUAACCGCAUGAUAUGUGCUGGAAACCUCUCUGAAGAUAAGCGUGUGGACAGCUGCCAGGGUGACAGUGGUGGACCACUCAUGUGUCAAAGGUCAAAUGGACGGUGGGUCAUUCUGGGGAUCACGUCCUGGGGUUACGGGUGUGGCCGAAAGGACUCUCCCGGCGUUUACACAAAAGUUAGCAAAUUUGGACCCUGGAUCAAGAAAGUGACCAAGUUGAAAUGAACACCUGUGAGCCUUGUGACCUUCAGUGCUGGCUUCUUUUUGCCACUGCAGAAUUAAAAUGUUGGCCAGUACCCAAGAAAGCUGCCUUCUACCUCCAGAGGGGGCUGCUGCUUCUCUGUAUCUGACAGGGAUUUGUUUUGUCUUAGUGGUUUCAUUUUUGUCUCAGUGUUCAGAGGAAGCAAUUAUGUUUGACUCCUGAAAGACCUUGUUUUACCUUCAGUCCCAAAUCUCUGAACCAGGAAAGCAGAUAUGAAUGGCAAGAUGGACGCUUCUGUUCCUCCCCCUACCUGAAUCCUGUUGAAUAGUAUUGCUUAGUUCCUCUACUCCUGAACACAGAGGUGAUGGGAGUGGGGAACAGGCUUCUGUCAGGAAAUGUCUGUCUCACUUCUUGGAUGUUCAUCCACUUGGCCAACACUGCCAAAAGAGGUGGAACGCCUGGCAAGUGGGUACGGCAAGGUGCUGCUUUGAAGGAGAACUUCAGAGGAAGCUGCUCAGCCACUUCUCUGCAUCACCCCUCAGACAGCAGGACUGUGGAGGGGAACAGGGAGGGGAGGCUGUGAUUGUUUUGCUUCUGCUCUCCCCAAGUCAACAGGGUGUAGUUUCUCCUUUUCCAUGGCUGAAAGAGGCAUUUGCUCUCUCCUGAGUCUUAAUUUCACUCUCCUGCAGUCCCUGUGAACAUCUUUAUCCUUCCUAGAUGUUCACCCUUCCACAAUCACCCCAAUCACUCCCCAUUCUCAGUGCUGGAACUCCUCUGGUUUUAUCGCUAGGCUUGUGCUACUCAGUGUUUUUCCUUAAAGCCCCAGGUGUUGGAGUCAAUCUUCAUUGUAAAGAGAGAGGAUAUAUCUAGCCCUCAUGGUUGUCAACAAAAGCUUGAAGAUGUGACCCCUAACAGGCCCAAACCAAAAAGAUUAAUAA
Messenger RNA from Gavialis gangeticus (Gharial), 3943 nucleotides. Its product is annotated as neurotrypsin-like. The transcript has 16 exons. Gene Ontology annotation, biological process: proteolysis. Gene Ontology annotation, cellular component: membrane. The record is from RefSeq and is a predicted model, not a curated record. Lineage: Eukaryota; Metazoa; Chordata; Crocodylia; Gavialidae. Bases 545 to 3028 code for a protein of 827 amino acids. Gene Ontology annotation, molecular function: serine-type endopeptidase activity.